CGCCCGCCCCCGGCCGCGCCACCGCCCUUCCUGUCAUGGCCGCGGCCGGGCAGCGGCGGCUCGGCGGGGCGGCGCGGGCCGGCGCCUUCGGCUGCUGAGCGCCCGCGGGCGGCGCGGAGCGGAGCGGGACGGCCCCAGCCCGGAGCCGGCGGCAGGAGAUACCAGCGAAGUACCUGCUGUCCACCACUUUCUUCAUUUCACCUCCCCUUGGGGUCAGCUGGUCGUCAGCAUGCCUUCAACCAAGAACACCUCAAAACUUUUCCUGGUCCUCGUGUCACUGCUGCUGGUGCUGCCGGCAGUGGAAGCCCUGGACGCAGGAGACACCAUUGCCUUCCUCCUGGGCCUGGCUGUCAGUGUGGUCGGGUUCUGCGCCUGCCUCGGCCUCUAUGCAAGGAGACGGAACGGGCUGCAGUGACUUCAGGAAAACGCUCACAUGAAGUGGAUUUCUGAACACAGCUUGGGGUUGGGUGUAAGAUGAGCUUUGGUUCUGGAUAACUUUCAAAAAAUAUGUAGUAGAUAUUUCUGCAAACCCCUCUUACUGUUCAGUCAGUAGAGUCAAGAUAGUACCCAGUGAAAGGGAUUUGUACAUCUAUCCUCAUUACAAAAAGAUGAUUUUAUAUUGUCUGUGAUUAAAUAUUGCCUUAGAGAACGGUAAAAACUUUUUGAAUGGGGAAGUAAAACUCUAGAGUGGCUCACGGUAAGAGUUUAUAAAUUUAUAAAUGGCAUGUGAGGGAGGCCAUCAACAAGUUCUAUAAUUUUGGUUUCAAUGUUUAAUCAGGAGGAAGCAGCUAUUAAACUUCCAGUCAAGAUGACAAGAGUUUUGAAAUUAGUCCUAACUGGAUAGCUAGUGAGCAGACUGCUCUAACGUGUGUGCUCACAUUCUCUAUGUAAUGACAGUUAACACCUAACAGCUCGCUUCUGCUGCCACAUGGAUGAGACUUAAGAGAACUAAGGCAACAUGAAAGGCUUUUUUUUUCUUUUAGAGUAUUUUUAGAGUAUUUUUAUUUUACAAUAUGCCAAUCCUGUAGCCUGUAUUCUUAUUACCAAGUAGGUAAACCUAAGAAUGAGAUCACCAUUUUUAUUUGACAUCUAUUUCACAGAAAAGUGCAUGUAAGGCUAGAUAAAUCAGAUUAGGGAUGUGGGCUUUGUCUCUUGUUUAUUUUUGUACUCAGCUUUUUUCUAGGCACACCGGGUUUAAGACUUAGUUCAUUUGGUGUUUGUACUUUUUUUCUUCAAAACUGAAGACUUAAUUAUUUUGAUGAGGAAUUCUGUGUAUUUCUGCAUUAGAAGAUUACUAGAAUUAUAAUAAGACCAUUGUGCACAAGUGUUUUUUUUACAAUGUAGAAAGAACUUGUUAAAAUCCUGGGUUUAGUCAAUUAGUCCAUUGUUCUUGAGUGUAUUCCUUGUGACAAACCUAUGUUGCUAGCUAAACAUUUAGGCUUCUCUAACUGAUGCAUAUGAUUUCCACAGAAGAUUAGGACCAAAACCAAAGUAAAAUAUCCUGCUGCUAAAUGGGAGAUGUAAAUAGUCUUACUCUGUUCAUGCUCAGUCAGAUUGCGUGGUAUAUGGUUGAAAGACAGUAGUGUGUCCAGGAUCUUUGUCUUUUAAGUACCAAAGGUGAAAUGGUUCAGCCAACAAUGUCUGCCACAAGUCUCUCUAACUUGUUAGGGUGUUCUAGCUUGAGCCAAGGAGCACAAUCUGUAACAGCAGCAGAAUAAGGAGCAUAGGAAGAUGAGCUCUCCGCAGUUCACAGAAUUUCCUUCUGAUCUUGUGCUGUGGACACUGCCACUCUUUGCUAGAAAUCUUGGCUUUUAUCUUUCAGAGUUACCUAUUUUGAUACUAUUCUUCCACUUCCUCUGUGUCUCUGUUCAGUAGAGCAUAAAGCAGUGGCUAUGGGCAGGUCUUACAUAAGUAAUUGUGUGGGCAGAUCAUGUUCUCCAGAUCCUGAUUUCUGCAUGCCAUUUUUGGCAGAAAGGGACACAAUGCACAAUUACUAUGUACAAAAGAAAUUUACAGCCCUAAGAGGAGCUUCAGACAGAAGUAUCAUCUUUGAAAGCUGCCUAGCAGCAGUAGAUGAUCCUGUACAUGAUAAUUCAACUGGGUGGGUGCAAGCAGAGAUCGAAAUGUGAUCUUUGAUAUUCCAGCUUAGCUAAACAAAAAAAAAAAAAAAAGCAAACAAAAGAAAAAUACCCAAUAAAACACCCCACAAAAUUUCCACUCAAUUCACUUGAUAGUUCCCAAAGUUUAAAAAUUCUGUAAAAAUGUUUUCAGUAAAAUAUUAAGCGUUGCUCUUUCAAUAGAAUACAUUUUAACUCAAGCAGUUUUUUACAGACUCCUUUAUCUACACCCUGGGAAUGAUCCCUGGCAAGUUUCACAGAAUUGGGCAACAGUUUCACUGCAGGAGAACAAAAUUUUAACAGAGUUAAUUAUCUUCAGGCAAUAGGGAUAUGAGAAAUUGUAUUAUUUGCCCAAAGCUGUAUGUACUUCAUUGAAAGGUGUUUGCACAGCAUAAUGGCUUUGUUUCCUGGGUUCUGAUAGAAGCUUUAUUGUUAGACUUGAAUUUAUCAAUUACCUGAGUGUAAAAUCAGAUACCCCUGUUCUUCCUCUGUCUUAAUAAACUUUGGCAUAUGAUUUGUCAUCAGCUUGAUGAAGUAAUUCUUAUGAAA
Oenanthe melanoleuca is the source of this 2666-nucleotide messenger RNA. It is a transcript of the gene SMIM30, whose product is annotated as small integral membrane protein 30. The record is from RefSeq and is a predicted model, not a curated record. The transcript is spliced from 2 exons. The coding region runs from base 230 to 415 and encodes 61 amino acids. Lineage: Eukaryota; Metazoa; Chordata; Aves; Passeriformes; Muscicapidae.